Molecule: messenger RNA, 1539 nt
Organism: Cetraspora pellucida
Lineage: Eukaryota; Fungi; Glomeromycota; Glomeromycetes; Diversisporales; Gigasporaceae
Source: the annotation of a GenBank genome assembly
AUGGAAUUAACUAAUCCUUCAGUCGACACAAUAUCUACCGUUGAAACUGUUAAAACAGAAAAGGAAGAAUGCCAACCAUAUACUAUAUUGGAAAAUAAUGACGAUUCGAUAGCUGAUGAUCCCUACAGUAAUCGAAAAAGUAAGAGUUACACUGCACGAGAAAUAACUACUGGAACUGGAAGUACUGUUGAAGGUGUUGUAAAGCAACACAAUUUAGAAAGAAAGCCUUCUCCCCAACAGGACUUACAGUUUGAUUUUAAUCGGUUCCUUCAACAAAUGGCUAAUCCAAGUGCAACAAAUAUUGCACGUUACGUCAAAAAUUUUGAACGGGAAUUUGAAAAAAAGCCUUGGCCUGCCAACGAUCAAAUCAGAAUCAUACAUGAUUUUUUAGAAUUUAUAUCUUUAAAAAUGCGCGACUGUGAAUUAUGGCGUAAUGCAUCCGAUGCCGAAUUCGAAAAUGCUAAAGAGGGUAUGGAAAAAUUGGUUAUGAAUCGAUUGUAUAAAUUAACUUUUUCCCCUGCCAUCAAAGGUCCUGUUACAACUGACGAUAGAGAACGUGACGAAAUUUUACAUCAAAAAAUUCAAAUAUUUCGAUGGGUAAAAGAAGAACAUUUAGAUAUAACUCGAGCUGAUCAUAAUGAACAAUAUUUUGAAUUCGCAAAGAAUGGCCUCAUAAGGCACGUAGAUGGGGAGGAAAGUGCCGACAAAUUUCUUCCUAUCCUUAUAUUUGUUGUGUUGAAAGCCAACCCUGAUAAUUUAGUAUCUAAUGUCCAGUAUAUUUAUCGCUUUCGAAAUCCUGAAAAAUUACAAUCUGAAGCCGGUUAUUAUCUUUCAAGUUUGAUGGGUGCUAUUUCAUUUAUUGAGAAUAUGGAUGCUACCUCUCUUUCUAUAACACAAGAAGAUUUCGAAGCAAAUAUUGAAGCAACUGUAAAAGAAAUUGAUCGUGAACGUCCAAAAUUGCAAGAAAAUAAUAGAGAAAUUAGUUAUGAUAAUGUGAUGCAUCCAUCAAAAAACCCUUUACAUGUUAGAACUCCAAUUUUGAAUCCUGCACAAGCUAAAGCUCUUUUUGAAAAAGGGAGUAUUUUGGCUCAGAAGACAAUACAAAAACCGUUGAACAUAGUUGGAAGAAUAUUUUCCGAAAUUAGUAAUGACUUCAAUGAGAUGAAUGAACAGCUAUCAACUCGUCACGUUAAUAACUCUUUGUCAGAUGUUAAUUCAGCUUCAGAGUCGUCGUCGCUAAGUACUUCCCCUCAUAAGUCUUCACACAUUGAUUCCAUAAAUACUUCUCCAAGACGAUUAUCGGAUAGUGAUACUUCUCAGCAUAUUUCCUCUUCAAAUUUUACCCACGAUUCUAACGAUAAUUCGGAUGUACAGGCUGAAGUUGCUAAACUUUCUGAAGCAGAAUUUCAAUAUUCACUUUCACAACUUCGAUCCAUGUUUCCUAAUAUGGAACCUGAUAUUUGUGAACUUGUAUUACAAAAUAACGAAUGGAGAAUUGACCGAGCUGUAGAUCAAUUACUUGAGAUAUCUGAUCCAAAU